Notodromas monacha is the source of this 786-nucleotide messenger RNA. The record is from the annotation of a GenBank genome assembly. NCBI's taxonomy places the organism in Eukaryota, Metazoa, Arthropoda, Ostracoda, Podocopida, Cyprididae.
UAUAUGUUUUUUUUUCCGCAGACGACGAUGGAGUCUUUAGUGCUCCAAGUAUCAUGUGUCUUCUUGAUGUUCCUUUUGCAUUUCGGGGUCGGGUUGUCGCCGUUUUUGUUGGUGCGAUGUUGUGACAAAGGCAGGCAAUCGUCAGAGUUGCCAUCGUGGAUCAACUGCGUCACUGGAGGUGUUUUCAUUGCCAUGUGUUUCCUCGGCCUGAUCCCGUAUGCCGAGGACAAGUUUGACGAGACGGAUUUUGCGUCUGUUUUGCCCAUGGCGCAGAUUUUCGUUGUUGCUGGAGUCUUUUUCGUGUUGCUGUUGGAAUCGGCGGUUAGGCUAUGGUUGUUUCGGGGUGGUGUCAAGACGCACCAGGCUUCCAAAGCGUCAACCGUGUUUCACGAUGUUCUUGCAGUUGACAUUUAUUCUGAGGAAGCCCGAGACGCUGUUGACCCCUUGAUGGAAGAAAGCCCACAUUCCGACGAGAUGCAAGUCCACGUGCAUGGAGGCGUUUCUUGGGACGACAUUUUAACCAGCAACAGUCCAAACAAGGACUCCUCUGUCAUUUUCCUUUUCAUGGCCAUUAAUCUUCACGCAUUUUUUGAAGGCGUGGCCCUUGGUCUGCAAACUGAGCCAAAGAAACUCGUUCCUUUGUUCAUUGGAAUACUUGUUCACGAAAUAAUGACAUCGUUUGCGUUGGGCGUGUCUGUGGUCCGGAAACGAUUCCCUUUCGUGACUGUGGCCAAGUAUUUGUUUUCUUUCGCGGCGUCCAUUCCGUUGGGGAUCCCGCAGCCCUAA